Corapipo altera (White-ruffed manakin) is the source of this 1794-nucleotide messenger RNA. It is a transcript of the gene MANSC1, whose product is annotated as MANSC domain containing 1. The transcript has 3 exons. The coding region runs from base 135 to 1445 and encodes 436 amino acids. The record is from RefSeq and is a predicted model, not a curated record. Lineage: Eukaryota; Metazoa; Chordata; Aves; Passeriformes; Pipridae.
CCCAGAAACGCCUCCCCGCCCGGGGAGCAGAAGAGGCACCUCGGCGCGGCUUCCCUGGCCGCCAGCGCUCCGCGCAGCUGGAAACAAACCCGCCUGGUCGUCCCGGGCCGCGCCGAGCCCCCGCCCCGGUCACCAUGUCCCCGGCGGGCAGCUGGUGGUCCGUUCGCCUGCUGGUGAUCACCUGUGUGAUGGCCGGGCCGUCCCUGAGUCAGGAGUGUUCCGCGGAGAAAAUGGAGAAUUCCAUCAUCGAUAUAGACUUGUCCCUGCCCCGAGGCGUCCGGGGCGCGGAGCCGCUUCGCGUCCCCAGCGCGGGGGCUUGUGCCCGAACCUGCUGCUCCAGGGACGGGCUCGCAGGAGACAAGAAGUGUAAUUUGAUGAUUUUUUAUGCUGGAAGAACAAAAGCACAUCCAAACUGCUACCUCUUUUACUGCCCUACCACAGAAGCUUGUCUGAUGAAACCUGCAACAGGACUUGUGAGCUACAAGAUAACUACAGACACCCAUGCCCCAGAGGAUAAAUCUAUCAAAACUGAGAACUUUUCUUCAAAUGAGUAUUCUUUGUCUUCGGAUGCAGGAACGAUUUUUUCUCACACUCAGAAUAGCCAUCAGAAUCAUACUGCCACUUGGCAACAAUCUAUAUUUCAUCAGGCAUCUGAACCCGUGAACCACAUAGACAAGCAUUUAGACAACAUUGAAUUUCAUACAGAUUUUCCUGAAUCUCAAAGGGCAAAACAGUCUGAGAGCUUAGAUUCCAUCCCAAGGCAGAAAGUAAUUAAUCUGCCACCAAACAUGUUUUCUGCUGUUCACAUUGGAAACCCCACUGCUUCAUUCCCCACCACUCAGCCUAGUGCUCCUGAAACCAGCAGUACUACUCUUACUCCUCUGCCUGCAAGUACGGCCCGGUUGGAAUUUCAUACAACCUCUCUGCAUCCUGGUGCUGCUGAACCUACAAUCACCACCACCACAGCCACUGGAGCUAAACCUGGUGUCCCUGUCACCAGCAUCGCUGCUACUCGUGUUCCUCUUUCCAGUCCCACAACUUCUACAACCACAACUUCCAGAUCUGCUACUGCUCCAUCAGGGCUAAGGACUCCAACCACGUCUUCUGAGCCAGCAGCUGUCUCUUCCAAUGAUACCAGCCAUGUAACCCUCUCCUCUUUUUCAGGUUUCAUUCUCUCUACUAGUGAUUCCCCCAUAUCUUCCCAAAAUGACCUUCAGGGUUAUGACCCAUCUGACUCAGAAAGCUACCUGUCAGAGGGUGUUCUGAGAGGGAAAGGUGUUGUUCAGCUGGGGGAGAAAAGCAGCCUUCUAGCAGCUUUGCUUUUUGGGGUGAUGUUCUUGUUGCUGGUUAUUGCACUGACAGGGAAGAAAAUACAUGAAUCUCUUCAGAAGAGGCAUUAUACCAGGCUGGAUUACUUGAUCAAUGGAAUGUAUUCUGAUGUCUGAUGGGGAGAGGGAAUAAAAUUUUGAGGAGCAUGUAACUUUUGAGAGGGCAACUCUGAAAUGGAACAGUAGAUAACUGAAAUCUCAGAAGAGGAUGGAUUCCUUUUUUCACCUCUAAUGGCAAAGCAGAAGGCAGGAUAUGGGUUUGGUGGGGGAAAGAAAUGCAGUUUCUACACUGAACUAUAAUGUCUAUCAUUUUUUAUUUAUACUAAAUCCUAAGAAUAAACACUCAAAUCCAAGUUAAGCUACGAAGGUCUUAUAUUUAAGGAGAAAAAGCAUUUCAUGAGCCUAAUCUGUACUGUGACAAGAUUAGUGAAAUAGAAGUACACCUAAUAAAUUGAGUACUUGUGCA